Colletotrichum gloeosporioides is the source of this 1323-nucleotide messenger RNA. RefSeq lists its product as uncharacterized. Lineage: Eukaryota; Fungi; Ascomycota; Sordariomycetes; Glomerellales; Glomerellaceae. The coding region runs from base 1 to 1323 and encodes 440 amino acids. The record is from RefSeq and is a predicted model, not a curated record. The transcript has a single exon.
AUGAGUAUGAUACCGAUUCAGCAGAGCCUCGCGGCUUGGGGUGGUGGCCACAACGGAGAUGUCCGCGAUGCGGAAAAGACCGCUUACCUCCACCGAACUCGACACUACCUCCACGCCUUUUGGCCGAAAGAGUGCAAGGAGGCGGGAGACACCUCAGGUAUUGCUUGCAUGAUGGUGCUGGCAAGACACAUGAACAACGGCAUCACCGACUACAAGGAGGCUAUCCCAACUCUGGAGGGCCCCGGAUCGAGUAGACUGCGGGAGGAAAAGAGCAACCCGCUGCUGCGACUGUCAUGGAAGGCGGUGCCCCUGCAGACAAGCCAACAGUACGAGAUGCUCAAGAAGGAGAUGGUCCAGGCGGAUGGUAACUACAAGAACCAAUACUCCUUUGACUUUUGGAACCACUCGGAGUUGAUGAGCAAGACCCUCUGGGACCGAGAAACGUAUCGCCUUUUUGGUUCGAUGAUGGCGAAGAGCGAAAACGCCGAAUGGAAAGCUGCAGAGUCACCCCGAUCCCAAGUCAUCGAGAUUGACAACGCCAGGACCGAAAAGACCGGUUUUGACGUGUCCGCAGCCAUCAAAGAAUAUUGUGGUUCCUUCCCGCUCGAGGGUACGGAGACUGAAGAGCGAUUCCACUUCGCCUGGUGCCCGGAGGUCAUUAGAGUCCGAUACACCCCCUCAGCCCUCGACUACAAGCAUCUGGACGCUCUCCAUUCCUUCAACGUCGAGCUGCCCUAUGGCGUAGAUUUUCCGGAGAAACAGAAGUAUGAGCAGUACAACCUCACGGCAGCGGUCCGACUCAGAGGAGCCGGCAUCUACGAGGAGGACAAGAGGGACCGCAUCCGACUCUUCGCGGCAAGCGGCUACGACAUCUACCCAGAGGCUCCCUCCCCCUACGCCGACAUGAAGUGGGACAUUGCCGAGUACGGCCAUACGUACUGCCUCUACUACAGCCGAACGCGGGCGCACCGGUUGCCUCCUCUCACCGACCUUGAACAAGAGAGCCGAGAUGCCUGCGACGAGGGACGAAGAAGCGCCGAAUACCGGAAGAUCUGUGAGAUUAUGUCACGCAAGGAAGAGGGCGACGGAACCAUCUGCGUCUACGAGAUGGUCAAUCCCGAGUUGCGGAAGAACUAUCCUCAAGAGAGGAGGGUCAUCGAUAUGAGCGGCUUCCGUCCCUGGCCCAGAUCGCGCAGGCGCCCCCCCGUCGCCGUCGCCCCCACCCCCUUGAAUAUCAACAAAGAAGAUGUCGAGAUGAAGGAUGCGUCUGCUCCCACCAGCUCCGUGCCGGCCGUCUCACAGAACCUGUCGCAGUUGUCGUAG